AUGGAGUAUGGAGUGCAAGAAAUUUUAAUUAUAACCGCUGGGAUUAUUAUUCUUGCUAUUUAUUAUUGGUCCACAGCGAAGCAUAAUCACUGGAAACGCUUGGGAGUUCCUGGACCAAAGCCAACACCAUUGGUUGGAAAUAUGGGUCCGUUUUUCUUAGGGAAGAAAGCGAUGGCUGAAAGACAAGAAGAAAUGUACAAAGAGUGGAAAAAUGAACCGUUUUUUGGGUUUUACAAUUCACGAAUGCCAGUUUUAAUGAUAACUGACCCCGAUUUGAUACGACUGGUGUUGAUAAAAGAUUUCCAGGCAUUUUCAGGUCGUGGAAUUAAUAUCAAAGACGACGACCCUCUGGCAAAUCAUCUGUUCAAUAUCGACGGGCAUAAAUGGAAAGUACUGAGAGCCAAGUUGACGCCAGCGUUUACUACAGGGAAACUUAAGUUGAUGAUUGAUUUGAUGGUAGAAUGUGCAAACCAUUUUGAAAGGUAUUUGCUAAAUCAAGUUGGCAAAGGAAAAGUUAUCGAGUGUCGGGAAAUAGCGGCUAAAUUUACCACGGACGUAAUUGGGUCUACGGCUUUUGGGAUUAAUAUGAACGCGCUGGAUAGAGAGGAUAGUCAGUUUAGGAUAAUAGGAAGAAAAAUGUUCGAGCCGUCUGUUAUUAAUAUGUGUAAGCGGCUGUUGCGGGAUUUUUCACCGAGACUUUUUAAACUUCUUAACAUUGAAAUAAUCCCCAAAGCACAUACUGAUUUUUUUGUGAAUUCUAUUCGAGAGACGAUAGAAUUCCGUGAGACAGAAAAGAUUGUUCGUCAUGAUCUUGUUGAUCUUUUGAAAGAUAUAAAAAAAAAUCAGCAUGAAAUUGAUUUUGAGGUGACCGAGGGACUCCUGACAUCUCAAGCGUUUGUAUUUUUCGCGGCUGGUUUUGAAACUUCUUCUACGACUAUUUCUUUUGCUCUUUAUGAAAUGGCGCUUAAUCUUGGAGUUCAAGAAAAAUUGAGAAAUGAAAUACAUGAAACAUUAAAAAAACACAACGGUAAAUUGUCUUACGAUAUUAUCAAUGAAAUGAAAUAUCUCAAUAUGGUUUUACAAGAAACUUUAAGAAAAGAUUCACCUGCAAUUUUAUUGAGAAGAAAAUCAGUUCUACCUUAUAAAAUACCUAACAGCAACAUAACUUUGCCAACUGGCACCGCGAUUGAGAUUCCAGUGUACAGUAUUCACCACGACGAGCAGUAUUACCCAAAUCCAGAAGUUUUUGACCCAGAAAGGUUUAACGAAAAUGAGAAGAGACAUCAGAUGGUUUAUUUACCUUUCGGUGACGGGCCUAAGAACUGUAUUGGAUUGAGAUUUGCUGCUUAUCAAUCUAAACUUGGUAUUAUUUCUGUUUUAAGACACUUUAAAGUUUUACCUUCAGACUCUCUUCAAAUACCUUACCAAAUUCACAAAGCAUCUAUUAUUCUAUCAGCUGCCGGUGGGAUCAAUUUGAAAUUCGAACCACUGGUUUGA
This is a messenger RNA of Cotesia congregata, 1497 nucleotides long. NCBI's taxonomy places the organism in Eukaryota, Metazoa, Arthropoda, Insecta, Hymenoptera, Braconidae. The record is from the annotation of a GenBank genome assembly.